This is a messenger RNA of Ectocarpus sp. CCAP 1310/34, 972 nucleotides long. The record is from the annotation of a GenBank genome assembly. Lineage: Eukaryota; Phaeophyceae; Ectocarpales; Ectocarpaceae.
AUGCGCACCGACGAUGGUGGCGGUCGCCGGGAGGAGGUAGAGGCCGGUGCCAAUCUGCUGCCUCUGGCGCCGGAGACGCCCGCCCCGGCUGGCUUCCUCGGGUACGCCGUACGGCUGUUGCAGCUGCGGCCUGGGCACGAGUCGCUACGGUGGACGGUGUUGUUGGCGGUCUUCAAGGACUUGGCGGUGUUCAAGACUUCCGAGCAGGCGGAGGUUGUGCGUGCUCGUAUGGCAAACCAGCGGCGCUUCUACUGCGCGCUCGAUCGCCCUCGGGGCCAAGGCCACCCGUCUCCUGCGGUCUUACGGGUGUUGCCGCAUAUCAGUCACUGGGGUUUUCAACAAGCACCUGUUCGCGUCGGCGGAGGUGGUGGUGGCAGAGGGGGGGAACAUGCGGUGGGUUCCACUUCCUUUGGGGAGGAGGACGUUGAUGCCGCCGUAGCAAGGCAGGAGAAGAUCGCUUGUCUGGCCAGAAGCUCGUUGGAGGCCCUCAAGUGUGGCAGGCAUAUGUUAUGAGAAAAUAAUGCGGAUUGACCUUUAUUUUGUGUCGAAGAAAAAGCUUGGAGGUUGACGUUGGCGCUGCAUGUGGUUUUGGGUGGGGUGUUCUGACCUUGCUUAAGCAUUCUUUUCUGAAAAUAAUGAAAUAGUGUCGCCACACGCGGAUCGGGGCGAAUCGCUGGCGUCCACAGUCUGUAGUGAGGGGGGGGGGGUCACGAACACCUUGUCAGUGUUUGGGUGACCGCCCGAGCCGGCGCGACGGUGUUUUAGCUUGAGUACUCCUGCCACUCGCCGUUCUUCGGGCUUCAAUAGAGUGAGGAGCCCGACAUCGAACUACAGACCGAUUCCGACGCAUAUUUAGUCCCCGCUUCUCUUUGUGCGGGGACUUUCGUUUGUAUGUUUCUACGUUGUCAAGGACAGUGAUAAGUAGCGGGAUCAGAGGUUUGGGUGCAUGUGCCCGCACGCAGAGAGAAGAGC